This is a messenger RNA of Anthonomus grandis grandis, 3225 nucleotides long. RefSeq names its product alanine--tRNA ligase, cytoplasmic (gene AlaRS). NCBI's taxonomy places the organism in Eukaryota, Metazoa, Arthropoda, Insecta, Coleoptera, Curculionidae. Gene Ontology annotation, cellular component: mitochondrion; cytoplasm. Bases 158 to 3058 code for a protein of 966 amino acids. Gene Ontology annotation, molecular function: ATP binding; alanine-tRNA ligase activity; nucleic acid binding. The record is from RefSeq and is a predicted model, not a curated record. The transcript is spliced from 15 exons. Gene Ontology annotation, biological process: tRNA modification; alanyl-tRNA aminoacylation.
AUUGACCUUUUGACGUUGCUCAAAGCUCGAAUUCGGCUCGACUUAACCUCAAAAAUAAAAUCGGUGCACCCUUUCUUUUUUUAUUGUGUUUUGCUCUGGUAUAGUUAAUUUGGCAUUUUCCACUUUUUUUCACAUAUUUUAAUAUAUAAGUGACAAGAUGAACACUAACAUGUCAGCAAGAGAAGUCCGAAAUGCCUACAUAGACUUUUUCAAAGAAAAGAAUCAUACUUAUUACCAUUCCUCAUCAGUAAUACCUUUAGAUGACCCCACAUUAUUGUUUGCAAAUGCUGGUAUGAACCAGUAUAAGCCCAUUUUCUUGGGCACUGCCGAUCCUAAUAGCGAUUUAGCUAAACUAGUUAGAGCAGUAAACACGCAGAAAUGUAUCAGAGCCGGAGGCAAACACAAUGACCUAGAUGAUGUUGGAAAAGAUGUUUACCAUCACACAUUUUUUGAAAUGAUGGGUAAUUGGUCAUUUGGAGAUUAUUUUAAGAAAGAAAUUUGUGCUUGGGCAUGGGAAUUUUUAACUGACAAGCUUAAAUUGCCUGGUGAACGAAUUUACGUCACUUAUUUUGGAGGAGAUGAGAAAGCAGGGCUGGAACCUGAUAACGAGUGCAAAGAGAUCUGGCUUAACCUUGGUUUGCCUCCAUCUCAUGUUAUUCCUGGAUCAAUGAAAGAUAAUUUCUGGGAAAUGGGUGAAACUGGACCUUGUGGUCCCUGUUCUGAGUUACAUUUUGACAGAAUAGGAGGUAGAGAUGUUCCAGAACUAGUUAAUCAGGACGAUCCAGAUGUACUCGAAAUAUGGAACCUUGUGUUUAUACAAUAUAAUAGGGAACAAGACGGUACUUUAAAGGCAUUGCCCAAAAAACACAUUGAUUGUGGUUUGGGAUUAGAAAGAUUGGUGUCAGUUAUUCAAGAUAAACGGUCCAACUAUGACACUGAUCUUUUCACCCCAAUUUUUGAGGCUAUCCAGAAAGGUACAGGCGCACCUGCAUAUCAAGGAAGAGUGGGAGAAGCAGAUACUGAUGGCAUUGACAUGGCUUAUAGGGUCUUGGCAGAUCAUGCCAGAACAUUAACCAUUGCUUUGGCUGAUGGAGGAAAUCCUGACAACACUGGCAGAGGGUAUGUAUUAAGGAGAAUUCUUAGAAGAGCUGUGAGAUAUGCCACAGAAAAACUCAAUGCGAAACCAGGAGUUUUCGCUACUCUUGUGAAUACAGUAGUUGACAUCCUUGGUGAUACUUUCCCAGAAGUUAGAAAAGAUCCCCAAUAUAUAAUCGAUACGAUUAAUGAAGAAGAGACGCAGUUCUUAAAAACAUUGAGCAGAGGACGGAAUUUACUGAACAGGACUAUUAUAAAGUUGGGAGAGUCGAAAGAAGUGCCCGGGGACGUAGCUUGGAGGUUAUAUGAUACCUAUGGUUUCCCUGUUGAUUUAACCUCACUGAUGUCUGAAGAAAAAGGUCUUAAAGUUAACAUGGAAGCUUAUGAGGAGGCUAAAAAACAGGCACAACUAAUUUCUCAGGGUAAAGGGGCUGGUGUAGCCGAUACUAUUAACUUGGACAUUCAUGCCAUCACUGAACUACAAAAUUUGGGCGUGCCGCCGACAGAUGAUUCCCCCAAAUAUAAUUAUGAAGCCAGUGAGAAACUUGAUGAUGUUUACAAGUUUGGCGCCUGUGAAGCCACUGUGAUAGGAUUGAGGUAUAACAAGCAGUUUGUAGAUGAAGUGUCAAGUGGUCAAGAAUGUGGUGUACUACUUGAUAAAACUAACUUUUAUGCAGAGCAAGGGGGACAAAUUUAUGAUACAGGUUUCUUGGUUAAAUCAAACGAUGAAAGUGUAGAAUUCUCCGUUAAAAACGUGCAAGUCCGUGGCGGUUACAUUAUCCAUAUCGGCAACAUCGAAGGCACCCUGAAAAAGGGCGACAAAGUAAACCUACUAAUUGACGCUGAGAGGAGAAGGCUUAUCAUGAGCAACCAUACAGGAACGCAUAUUUUGAAUUUCGCUUUGAGAAAAGUUUUGGGUACAGAGGCGGAUCAAAGAGGGUCUUUGGUCGCACCAGAUAGGCUAAGGUUUGAUUUUACCAAUAAGGGAGCAAUGACAGCGGAUCAAGUAAAAGCUACCGAGCAAUCUUCGAAAGAUCUUAUUGCUAAAAACGAUAAGGUUUAUGCUAAAGAGGCUGAUUUGGCAACAGCAAAAACUGUUAGGGGAUUAAGAGCCGUGUUCGAGGAGACUUACCCGGAUCCAGUUAGAAUCGUUUCAGUUGGCAUUCCAGUGGAAGAUCUGGAAAAAGACCCCUUCAGCCCAGCAGGCGAUGGAACUUCUAUAGAAUUCUGUGGUGGAACUCACGUCAAAUAUGCAGGUCACAUUGGUGAUUUUGUGAUAAGCAGCGAAGAAGCCAUUGCCAAAGGAAUUAGGAGAAUCGUGGCAUUAACUGGGCCAGAGGCCACCAAAGCUUUGAAGAGAAACGAAGUGUUAGAAAACAGACUAAACGAAAUCAAAUCCCUAAUCGACUCUGAUAAAGACGGAGCCAAAUCUAAGGAACAUGUGAAAAAAAUCGUUGAAUUAACAGACGAAGUAUCCCAAGCAGUGAUCCCUUACUGGAAGAAAGAGGAAAUCAGAAACACCCUUAAAACCUUAAAAAAGACCUUGGACGACAAAGAUAGAGCCGUAAAAGCUGCCAUUGCCAACAAAGUCGUCGAUGAGAUAAAAGAGUUCGUUAAAGAGCAUCAAAAUUUACCCAUACUGGUUAAAGAACUGAAGGCUUUUAGCAACACCAAGGCCUUAGAUAGCGCGUUGAAACAAGUUAGAUCGCUUUCACCUUCAACCGCUGCACUUUUCGUCUCGGUAGAUUCGGACGCAAACAAGAUUUUCUGCCUUUCUUCGGUACCAAAAGAAAGCAUAGAAAAAGGCCUUAAAGCUAAUGAGUGGGUACAGUCAGUAGCGCAGAAGAUCGGAGGAAAAGGGGGUGGAAAACCCGAUUCCGCCCAAGCCAGUGGCUCGAAUUCUUUGCCGGUCGAUGACGUGUUAGAUUUGGCAAAGAAGUUUGCCGAAAGCAAGCUGAAUUGAUAAACGAAAUUUAUUUUUGUCUAUUCUGCAUUUAGUUAAGUAAAUUAUUACUCUUUAUAUUUAAUAUUUUGGCCAUGUUAUUACUGUUAGCUUUUGCAAAGGCACUUUUAUACCUUUAUUGUCAAUACAAUAGUUGUUUUGGCAGAUAAUAAAUAAAUAAUACGAAA